Messenger RNA from Linnemannia hyalina, 1326 nucleotides. The record is from the annotation of a GenBank genome assembly. NCBI's taxonomy places the organism in Eukaryota, Fungi, Mortierellomycota, Mortierellomycetes, Mortierellales, Mortierellaceae.
AUGCUCCGUCGCAUCACCUCCCCCUCCAACGUCAACAUCGCUCGUCGUCUCAUCCUCAAUCCUCUCACCUCCUCCACCAGAAUGUCCUCCACCAAGGCCCAGACACAAUUCAACCAGGUCCUCAAGACCGAAAUCGAGUCCAUCAAGGCCGCAGGCACCUACAAGUCUGAGCGUGUCAUUGUCUCCCCCCAGAACUCUGCCAUCAGGGUUGCCGGCAAGGAUGGCAAGGUCUCUGCCCAGGUCAACUUUUGCGCCAACAACUAUUUGGGACUUGCUGACCAUCCCGAGGUCAUUGCUCGUUCUAAGCACUUUCUUGAUACCCACGGCUCUGGACUGAGCAGUGUUCGUUUCAUCUGUGGUACUCAGAACAUCCACAAGGACCUUGAAAACCAGAUCACAAAGUUCUACGGCACCGAAGAUACUAUCCUUUACGCUUCCUGCUUUGAUGCCAACGCUGGUAUCUUUGAGACCAUCCUCACCGACCAGGAUGCCGUAAUCUCUGACUCCUUGAACCACGCCAGUAUCAUCGAUGGAAUUCGUCUUUGCAAGGCUAAGCGUUUCCGCUACAAAAACUGCGAUAUGAAUGACCUUGAGGCUCGCCUUCAGGAGGCCGACAAGGCCGGCGCCCGCCUCAAGUUGAUCGCCACGGAUGGUGUGUUCAGCAUGGACGGCAAGAUCGCCCCAUUGGACAAGAUCUGCGAUAUUGCCGAAAAGUACAACGCCUUGAUCUUUGUGGACGACUGCCAUUCGACCGGCUUCUUGGGACCCAACGGCCGCGGUACCGCUGAAUACUUUGGUGUCCAGGAUCGCGUCCACAUUGUCAACUCUACUCUUGGAAAGGCGCUUGGAGGCGCUGCUGGUGGCUACACCACCGGCUGCAAAGAGAUGAUUGAUUUGCUUCGCAACCGCUCCCGCCCCUAUUUGUUCUCGAACAGUUUGCCCCCAGCUGUUGUGGGCUCUGCCAGCGCCGCAUUGGAUCUCAUCGAAAGUGCAAAGACGAAUGGACUGUUUGACCAGCUUUGGGGCAACACCACGCUUUUCCGCAAGCUUCUUGGAGACGCCGGCUUUACCAUCAAGGGCGACAACCACCCCAUCUCACCUGUUAUGCUGGGAGAUGCUCGCCUUGCUUCGGAAUUUGCCGACAAGAUGUUGCAGCGUGGUAUCUACGUGGUUGGCUUCUCGUACCCAGUGGUUCCUAAGGGAGAGGCCCGUAUUCGCGUCCAACUGUCGGCAGCACACUCUGAAGAACAGAUCCGUCAGGCUGCCGCUGCUUUCAUUGACAUUGGCCGCGAGCUUGGCGUCAUUGGCGCCAAGAGCAAGCUCUAG